Molecule: messenger RNA, 4215 nt
Organism: Mesocestoides corti
Lineage: Eukaryota; Metazoa; Platyhelminthes; Cestoda; Cyclophyllidea; Mesocestoididae
Source: the annotation of a GenBank genome assembly
AUGCACCAAAUCCACACCUCAAGCGAGGAGGAGGAUGAGGAGGACGUGAACCAGGCAUUGGAUCAGUCGAACACUCACAAUCAGGGCUACAAAUUAUCCAUCUCCGUUCCCGUUGACGGCGAUUACUGUAGUGCCAUCUCGGACGAGCUCGCCCACCGACGCCGCGCGUACUCCCUCAAAGUGCCCCACCACUUCACGGGGGAGGCAAGCGGUGGUGGUGGUGGGGCGAGCCUCCCUCUGCGCGCACCUUCCUCCGGCGCCGAACACGACGCCGACGUGGAGAGCGACCAGGAGGACAACGAGGCUUGUCGGCAGCGCUACCUCCGCAAACGCAGCGCCUCCCUCAGCCCCGACUUCUGCUUCAAGCUCUCCCAGGCCGCGUCAGCGACGACUCCGCUCGAGGAGGACAUCAAGCGCUUCAAGGAGGCAAAAAUGCGGGGCAUUCCGGACCCCGAGGUGUUCGCGAAGUACCGGAGCAAACAGCUGAAAACGAAUGUGGGUGGCGGGGGCCAGCAGUUGUCGCCGCGUCUGAAGAAUACGUCAAAGUGGAUGAGUCACCUGCCGGAUAUGCUUGAGGCCGGUGCCAUGACAAUUGAAGCGGAAGAAGAGAAGGAAGAGGAAGAAGAUGAUGACGACGAUGGUGGCGGUGACGAAUCUGAGGACGAGGAACCACAUAAUCUUGCCGAAGGCGAAGCCACUUUCAUUCCUCACGACUUCGUCUACAUUCGUCCACACAACGCUAAUUUUGCCAGCAUGGGAAUCGCACACGAGCUUGUCACUCGUCCCAUCGAAUAUCUCGACAUGUCGCGCCACUGGAACCGAAUUGAGCCAGACUUGUCGCAAAAUUCCAAUUCGAAUGACAAGAGCAAAGCGCGGUCACAUGAGAGGCCCGACAGCUCAAAGAAUGGCAUUCGCACCAGCGGCGUGUCAACAAUGCUGUCCAACGAAGGUGAUAACGGCAUCAGUGGGCUGAAAACGGAGGAGUUGGAGAAGCAGAAGUCCUCCGCAGAAGACGAGGAGUUCGAGGCGACGGACACCUUCAACACUCGACGACGACAGCGCGCCAAGUUUCUCAGACUCUUUUGGGAGCGCGCCUGCAGUCACCGGCACCAGCAGAGGCCGCCCCUCCAGGCGCCGCACGUCUCCACCGCUGUCGAGGAGACCCUUCGCCAACAGCCAAUCAGCUGUCAGCCGGGAGUCAGCGGCCAUUGGUCGCCUGAUGGUGGAAGUCUUACCGAGACCUCGCGCAACCUCCACCUGGCCGUCGGCUCCACGACCACGUCCAAGAAGCCUGUUACGCAGUUCCGCAGCGGAUCCAAUGCAUCACAGAAACGCGCCGCAGCACAGGUCGCCAGGGCCAAGGUCAUAAGUUUUCGACCAACCGCCGCCACCACCACCACCACGACCGCCGCCUGCGCAGACCCAAUGUACAACCUAUAUUGGCGGGUUAGUGAAGGCUAUGCGUGUCCCCACAACUCCGCACCCUCACCACCAAGUGGCAUUAAGGCAGCCUCACGUGCACCCUCAAUGCGUCCACCGCUAACCACUCCUCUAGCGCCUUGCACCGCUUCUCCCCACCUCCCCCACCUAACCCCAAGCUUUCACUCUUGCCUCACUCUCGUUUCUGAUUGGUGGGACUUAACCAAUCAGAAGUCAGUGGUCAAAGGUGGGGAAAUUGGCAACGAUUUUGGGCCAGCUACAUUGCCAAAACUUGUUGGCAUUCUUCGAACCUGUAGACCAGAGUGGUUUGCGUGUCCAAUCAACCCCGUACCAGUCUACAUUGUUGUCCAUCGGCGUUUGAAUGUGGCUUCUGAAGGAUUUCGUGUCGCUGCUGCCGAGUUGAUCGUACCUCUCUCUUCUAAAAAAUGCCCACGUGGCCUGGUUUUAUCUCCAGGCUUGGCAGUGACCCAACCUCCCUCCGUGAAUGCCUCGCGCUGCGCCGAAACCAACGACCAGACCGUCUUCGUCAACAGAAACCUGCAAUCUCUUGGUGUGUUCUCCACAACAGCACAAUCGAUCGUUCCUCGUCAGCCUUUUUCUCCAUCCAAUGAGCACUCUUCCCUCAAUCUACUUGUCACGACCCCUUCUCCCACCCUCCUUUGCAUCAUUCUCAUCCCCCGCAUUCAGCAUCCAUUUCUGUUGAAAUCCAUGCUAAAUGGCGCGCGUCGCUUCUUCCUUGCACAGGCCCACGCGGCUUCAGAGACGGAGUGCGACAGAAUGAACAGCGACCUCGGAAGCGAGUACGACUCGUCCUCGGUGUCGGACGAGGAGAGGCUCGGCUCGAGGGGGCACUUGGACCAGCUUCCAGCCGCUGCCGCAGCCUCCGCGACCACGCAGCCGUCGUCGGCGUCCGAGAUGCCUGCCACGACGUCGUCGACGCGCCACGCCAUCCACCACCACCACCAUCCGACCUUUGCGCUGCACGUGAGGACCGUCGGCCUGGACGACGCCGUCGGCUCCAGCGUCUCGCCCACCAACCUCCCCGACGUCAGCCCGAAGCACGGAGGAGGCGGCGCUGGUGGAGUCGGCGGCGGCGGCGGUGUCAGCGGCGACCUUGUCGACGAGGACGCUGAAGAUCCUUUUGCUCUUUGGUACAUGCGAGCCUUCCAGGGCAUCUCCGAUCCCUCUUCUGGCCCUCUUGAAACCGUCUGGUGCUAUAUUUGGGAAGGGAGGAAACUCAAAAAAGUCAACCUCACCCUGUUGGAUAUCGGGUGGAGCAUUAUUCAGGCCGUAGAACGCCAGACGGUGUCGCUGUUCUACCCCAAGCUCUCCUGCGUGUUGGCGCUGCAAAUGGCACUUCUGCCGCUCGUGUUUCACGCCUGGUACUCGCAGUCGCCUGAAGGCGCCCACACCACCCCCUCCGUGCCGCUGGGGCCCUGGUUCGAGACCGACUUGGUCAGGAGUCGGCGCGACAACCACUCCAGGAACCCACUGGACACGCCUGGUGUUCUCGCGCUCUCCCUGUACUACUGGAUCUCAGAUCUGGUCACCAAGGUGUUUUUCGCGUCCCCAGAGUAUCUCAACAAUCUUGUCGGGCAGAACAUGUGGUUUCGUGGUAUUAGCCUCGAUAGGCUGGUGAUUGGACUUGGCAUUUGGCUGCGUCUCAACAUCUACGGCGUCGUCUUUUUCUUACUCUGCGUUGCUGAACGCUCAUUUCAACAGGCAAGCCGAUCACAUUUAUUACGCCUGCUCUACGCAAAGCACUUCUUCGCGCUGACGUCGAGCCACCGCGCCCGCAAGUGCCGCAUUCCGCACUUUCGGCUGAACAAGGUGGCCCACGUGAAGUGCUGGCUGACGCUGCGCUCCUACCUCAAGAAGCAGGGCCCACAGCGCUCCAUUGAGUGCAUCAUCACGGCCGCCUUCUACCUCGCCUUCGCAUUUGGACUCUUCUUCUGCGCCCAGGUACGUCUUCCACGCGUCACUCAACCAACUCUCCAGGCCGCGAUGGAGGAUUCUGUUGAAGACCUCGACAUGUGGUCUGUUCCUCUGUUGGCACCUUUUAGAGAUGGUUCUGUUGAAGACCUCGGCAUGUGGUCUGUUCCUCGCAGUUUGCACCUUCCAGGGAUGAUUCCGUUGAAGACCUCGGCAUGUGGUCUGUUCCUCUUCGUCUACCGGUCAACCUCGACGCAACACAAUCUUGGAAACGGGAAGUCGGCGCUCUGGAUUGACACCGUUGUGAGUGUUCCUGGAGUGAAUGGCAACGGUGGAUUUAAACAAAUUCUUUUACCUCGUUGUAUGUAUGGAAAUUUUGCACUAAUUGUUCUCUCUCUCUCACCAAACCCACACAAGUUUCUAAUGGGCAAGCCAAGUCGACGCUCCGGAGUCUUCUCCAGUCUCGCCACCUGGGACAUCCUGGCGUACACGGCGUCGGUGAGCGUCUUCUUGCUUCGUUUUCUCACCCUGGGAACCAAGAUUACCAAGAAGUACCGCAACGUCUCCGUCCUCAUCACCGAACAGAUGAACUUGUACCUCAGCAUGGAGAAGAAGCCGCACAAGAAGGAGGAGUUCUCGAUCACGAAUCAGGUCUUGCGGCUGGCCGAGAACCUGCUCAAGGAGGUGGACGGUCCCUACCGCAUCUGCGGAUGGGCGGUCAACCCCCUCGUCUACAAUGUGUUCAAGCUCGUCCUCCUCUCCUGCUUCUCCGCCUUCAUUUCUGAAUUCCUCGGGUUCAAGCUGAAGCUCUACAAGCUGAAACUGAACCCCGCCAACUGGUAG